GACCGGGUAAUAUAUCAUUCCAUUAACUGAAGAGAAAUAUCACCUCGCUCCCCUUCAAGUCUGUACGAGAGGAUUGGAGGUAUGGCCCCACUACUGCAGGAGGCUGUUCCCACAAACAGCACGCCUAUUUCGAUAGGACCGAACCUAUGGAUCACCGGUCUGGGUAGUCAAUAUCCUCCUUAUCUACUUGGCCCAGAGAAAUUGGAGCAGCUUGCGAGCAAGUUCCAUGAUAUUGAAAACCCAGGUCUGAAAAAGCUUUUGCAAAUAAAUCGAACUACUGGAAUUGAGACACGAUCAUCAAUUAGAUCCUAUGACAGUGGAUUCACCAAUCAGCCUGAUCCUCCCUCUAUCAGCGAUAUAGAUCAUUUCUUUCGAAAGGCUGGGGUAGAUUUGACCGUUCAAGCUUGUAAGAAGGCUUUGAGAGAAUGGGCAGGAGAUUACAGCGACAUUACCCACACGAUCGGUGUAACUUGCACCAACCAGAGCAACCCUGGAUAUGAUCUCCUAGUAAAUCAAAAGCUGGGACUGCAGCCAACUGUUGAUCGUACACUCCUCCAGGGCGUGGGCUGCGCGGGAGGUCUUGCCAUCCUGCGAGUUACAGCUCAGAUCGCCUGUGGAGCGACGAUGCGUGGGCGGCCAGCACGCAUACUUGCAUUUGCUUGCGAGUUAUGUACGCCAAAUGUCAGGUGCGAUCUGGCCGAAGUCGUGAAGUGCUCUGAUCCAGGUGCAGUCAGCAUCGCUGGGGCACUCUUCUCUGAUGGUGCCGCCGCGUUCAUCUUAUGCAACGAUUUUGGGCUAGGUGACGACACCCAACCCAUUCUUCAACUUCUUGAAUGGGGAAACGCAACGCUGCCUGAUACGACCGAGCACAUGGGAUUCUAUGUAGACCCACUGGGCUUCCGAACCGUCUUGACUAGAAACGUGCCCGAGCUCGCCACCCGCGCAAUAUUCCCGAUGUUCCAGUCGCUAGUGCCAGAAGUCCAAGAAAGGCUCGGGAAAAGAGAUUUGAAAGCUAGUGACUUUGACUGGGCACUACAUCCUGGAGGUGAGGCUAUUAUCGAGAGUGCCAAAGAAUUGUUGCAGCUGAGCGAUGAUCAACUUCGAGCAACUUGGGAGAUAUACAGAACGCGAGGCAAUUCGUCGAGUCCUACGGUUAUCAUAGUCCUAGACAAGCUGAGAGCGAUGGGGCUAGGACGCGAUCAGAUCGUAGCAACGUCGUUUGGGCCGGGUCUGGGGAUUGAGAUGUCAAUAUUUAAGAAGUGCCACCAAGAGACAGAGGAUUGGUGAAAUCAGGUGUUGCAACCCUCUUGUUAUCAAUCUCGACGUUAAAACCGCCAGUCUGUUUACAACUGAGAUACAAAUUACAGAUCCGAAAGUAAAUACAAGAAAUAUGUAGAAACGUACUUUGAAAAUUUAAGCGAAC
Cadophora gregata is the source of this 1423-nucleotide messenger RNA. RefSeq lists its product as uncharacterized. The record is from RefSeq and is a predicted model, not a curated record. The transcript is spliced from 3 exons. Bases 82 to 1287 code for a protein of 401 amino acids. Gene Ontology annotation, molecular function: acyltransferase activity, transferring groups other than amino-acyl groups. Lineage: Eukaryota; Fungi; Ascomycota; Leotiomycetes; Helotiales; Ploettnerulaceae. Gene Ontology annotation, biological process: polyketide biosynthetic process.